Messenger RNA from Oncorhynchus kisutch (coho salmon), 767 nucleotides. Its product is annotated as coiled-coil domain-containing protein 172. The coding region runs from base 111 to 767 and encodes 218 amino acids. NCBI's taxonomy places the organism in Eukaryota, Metazoa, Chordata, Actinopteri, Salmoniformes, Salmonidae. The transcript is spliced from 6 exons. Gene Ontology annotation, cellular component: cytoplasm. The record is from RefSeq and is a predicted model, not a curated record.
UUCGACUGGAAUCUCAACACACUUGUAUGUUUUACUGCUGUCCUGGUGUCAUAUGUAAUAAACAAUUAAAAAGUUAAUACAGCUAGAUAGCAUAUUUAUCCGAUAAAGAUAUGAGUUUGGAUACUCUGUUUCAACAAAUUCUACUAACCGAACAGCAAAUAUCGGAGAAAACGCGACAAUCUCAAGAGGUCAAGGCUGCUAUUGCAAGAUGUCAAGACAGGGUCAAGUCAUUGACAGCAAAAUCAGAAUGUCUCUCCAAGGAACUUGAUGAACAGGCUCAGCAUCUAUCAGAAACAAAGCUGCAGCAUGACCUAAUGAAAAAGCAUCAAGUACAAGUUGAAAAGCAGGCAGGGGAGCUUCUGAGACAGCAGAGGGAUCUCAGGAAACACUUGGAGAAAAUAAAGAAGUCGUCGAAGGAGGAACAGGAGAAUUUCAUGAAAGAAAUCAUGACUUUCAACAGCGACUUUAGCCUUUUGAAUAACAUGGAGACUGUGUUUGAGAGCCAAACCCAAUCUGAGAUACGUAACUUGGGGGAGGAGGUUAGCUCUUUAAACAAAGAGAUGGAUUCCAUGGGCCGAACAAAUACUCAGAUGAAGUCUAUGCAAGAAGAAAAGAGAGGUCUCCAUUUGGAGCUACAAGGACUGGAACAUAUUAUGAAAGACCUGGAGAGCCAGCUGAGUGAGGCUAAAUCAAUGACCGAGUCCUUAAGUGCAGAGAGUCUGAUGGUCACCCAGAAGCCCCUCACAGACAGCACUUGCUUAAGGUAA